AUGUGGACUAGGGAAGACAUAGAGGAAAAUCAUGUCUAUACGACAUCUCUUAGUGGUACGCCUUCAGGGGAGAUACAUCUUGGCAAGUUGUACACAAACAAGGAAGAAUUUAAGAAUGUAGUGGGAAGGUAUGCACUGAAAAAGAAUUUUGAGUGGAUGGUGAAGAAGUCUGGCACUGAUGUGUUGUACGUUACUUGCAAGGAUCAAAAUUGUAAAUGGAGAUUAAGGGGGAGGAAGAAGGCACGUUAUGACAUGUUCGAGGUUACUGUGUUCCACAACGAACACACAUGUAACUUGGAUUCUAGAAAUUCUGAUCACCGUCAAGCAGCACCGUGGGUUAUUGGCCACAUUAUUAAGGAAAAGUACACAUCAGAUGGAACUAAGUACAUGGCAAAAGACAUACAGAGGGAUAUGUUUAAGGAUUAUGGCAUCAAGAUUAGUUAUGAGAAGGCUUGGAGGUGUAGAGAGAAGGCACUUACGUAUGUGAGGGGUAUGCCAGCAGAAUCUUAUGCAAAGUUAUAUGGUUACUUGUACAUGCUGGAACAGAAGAAUCCAGGUACUAUUACUGACAUUGUGAGAGAGGACGACCGGUUCAAGUACUAUUUUUGGUCACUGGAUGCUUGUAGGAGGGGAUUUAAGUUUUGUCGUCCUGUGAUUAGUAUUGACGGAACAUUCUUGAGGACAAAGUAUGGGGGCACAAUGUUACUUGCUGUUGCGUACGAUGCAAAAAACCAAUUGUUUCCGAUGGCCUUUGCAAUUGUCGACAGUGAGAACCACGACUCUUGGAAGUAUUUCUUGCAGAAGUUAAGGGAAGCCAUUGGGGAGGUUGAAAACCUUGUGUUCGUAUCGGAUAGGCAUCAGAGCAUUGAACAUGCUGUCGAGGUCGUUUUCCCCGAAGCAUGCCAUUGUUUUUGCUUUAAACAUAUUACUAUGAAUGUCACGCACAAUUUCAAGACUGAUGUAUGUAACACGCAAAUAUGGCUGGCAGCCUACACAUGGUCGAAAAAUGAAUGUGAUAGACAUUUUGAGGUGCUCAAACGGAUGGAUCCUCCCAUUGCUACAUACGUCGAGCAAAUAGGGCUUGAAAAGUGGGCUCGUCCUUAUUGUCCAGGCGAUCGAUACAACAUAAUGACAAGCAACGCCGCUGAAAGCUUCAACAACGUGACAGAAGAAUUCAGGAAAUAUCCAAUAACUACUUUGGUUGAAUUCACCAGGUUCACACUGCAAAAUUGGUUUGCUGAUCGUCUCGAAAAUGCAAGUAAGUGCACUACCCCUUUGGCAACUACUUUUGAGAAGGAUUUAAAAGCACAACAUGAAGAUGGUAGGUUCAGGACUGUCUAUCGUAAUGGUGGGCAAUUAUUUAACGUUGGUACGGGUCCUGAAGGUCAGAGAGGUGGUGAUGUGGACUUAGUCGAGAGAACAUGCACAUGCAGAAUGUUCCAAUUGCUAAAAAUCCCUUGUCCUCAUGCAUGUGCCGCAGUAAUUAGUCAAAAUGCUAGCCUGUACGCAUUUAGCUCCCCGUACUACACAAAAGACACGUGGAAGAAGACCUACGAUGCAACAAUUAAUGUUGUCGGCGAGGAGGAUGAUUGGGUACUACCGGAACACAUCAAGAACAUGAGAGUCGGGGUACCAGUGGAUAAAAAACCGGUGGGUCGCCCUAGGAAGAGCAAUGCGGGUAGAAGACCGACGAAGCGUCGCCCGUCUAAUGGUCAAGUGGUUGUGGAACCUCGCCAUUGUACUAACUGCGGUGGUUCGGGGCACAACAGAGAUACAUGCAAAGCUCGAAUUUGA
Humulus lupulus (European hop) is the source of this 1794-nucleotide messenger RNA. RefSeq lists its product as uncharacterized. The record is from RefSeq and is a predicted model, not a curated record. The transcript has a single exon. NCBI's taxonomy places the organism in Eukaryota, Viridiplantae, Streptophyta, Magnoliopsida, Rosales, Cannabaceae. The coding region runs from base 1 to 1794 and encodes 597 amino acids. Gene Ontology annotation, molecular function: zinc ion binding.